Molecule: messenger RNA, 2298 nt
Organism: Dioscorea cayenensis subsp. rotundata (Guinea yam)
Lineage: Eukaryota; Viridiplantae; Streptophyta; Magnoliopsida; Dioscoreales; Dioscoreaceae
Product: subtilisin-like protease SBT1.5
Exons: 2
Coding region: 1-2298 (765 amino acids)
Biological process (GO): proteolysis
Molecular function (GO): serine-type endopeptidase activity
Source: RefSeq, a predicted model, not a curated record
AUGGCUUCUCCACUCUCCUCACCCCUUCUCAAGCUCAUUCUCUCCGUCUUCUUCCCGGCUUCCUCUCCGUUCUCCCCGACAAUUCUCACUCUCUCCACACCACUCACUCCUCCCAUUUCCUCAACCUUCUCUCCUCUUCCAACCUCCCCAACUCCCUUCUCUCCUCUUCCAUCUCUGGCUCCUCCUCCAUCAUCGCUUUUAUCGACACCGGUAUCAACCCUUUCCAUCCUUCUUUCAACGACUCCGACCUCUCACCAAUCCCUUCUCACUGGUCCGGCAUCUGCCAAUCUGGUCCUCUCUUCCCUCCCUUCCUCCUGUUCUCGCAAACUCAUCGGCGCUCGCUUCUUCUUCUCCGGCGCUCGUCACUCCACCACCGAAACGGCUAACUCCUCAGACGUCCUCUCCCCUUACGACUCAACAGGCCACGGCACCCACACCGCCUCCACCGCCGCCGGCCGUCCUACCUCCCCCGCCUCCCUCUACGGCUACGCCGCCGGCAUCGCCUCCGGCGUUGCUCCCAAUGCUCGAAUCGCCGUUUACAAGGUCUGCUGGUCUUCUGGCUGUUUUGACUCUGAUAUUUUAGCGGCGUUAGAUGCCGCCGUUCGUGACGGUGCUGACGUCAUCUCUCUCUCCGUCGGCUCCGGUGUUAAGCCGUACCAUCUCGAUCCGAUUGCCAUUGGAGCUCUUGGCGCCGUCGAGCACGGCGUCGUCGUCGUUGUCUCCGCCGGUAAUGACGGCCCUGCUGAGUCGACGGUGACUAACGUCGCUCCAUGGAUGAUCACCGUCGGUGCCGGCACCAUGGAUCGCCGGUUUCCGGUCCAAAUCCGGCUUGAUUCCGGUUUGGUUCUCGCCGGUGAUGGUAUCUGGACCGGGACCGCUCUCAAGCCUGAAACAUCUUACCCCUUGAUCUACGGCGGUGAUUCAAGCUCCCGUCUCGGGAUUCGUGCCUCCGCCGCGUUGUGCGCGAAGGGUUCUCUCGAUCCCACCGCCGUUAAAGGACGUAUCGUUCUAUGCGAGCGUGGCGGCGUGCCACGUGCCGAGAAGGGAUUGGCCGUCAAGGAAGCCGGCGGCGUUGGAAUGAUUCUCGCCAACCAAUCACCGGACGGUAACGGAGUUAUCCCUGACCCGCACGUGCUCCCCGCCGCCGCCGUCGGAUUCCACGCCGGCGAACAACUCAAGAGCUAUAUCAAAGCCGCCGGCAGCUCGGCGGCGUGCCAGCUCAUCUUCGGCGCCACCCAACUCAACGUCACUCCGGCGCCAACCCUCGCCGCCUUCUCCGCACGUGGCCCAAAUGCUGAGUCAGCUUACGUCAUCAAGCCCGACGUGAUUGCUCCGGGUGUCGGAAUCCUCGCCGCCUGGCCGGACAAUGUGGGCCCAACCGAGCUUCCGGCCGAUAAACGACAAACUGAGUUCAAUGUGCUGACAGGAACGUCUAUGGCGUGUCCGCAUGUGUCAGGGAUAUCGGCAUUGUUGAAAACCGCUCACCCGGAAUGGUCUCCGGCGAUGAUCAGAUCAGCUUUGAUGACUACAGCUUACAUUGAUGAUAAUCGAGGAAACAAGAUCAUCGAUGAGUCCUCCGGCGAGAAUGCGAACCCAUGGGGUUUAGGUUCCGGUCAUAUCGACCCCGAAAAGGCUAAUAAUCCAGGACUCGUUUAUGACAUUACUAUCGAUGACUACAUUCAAUUUUUAUGCAGUUCUAAUUAUUCACGGCGGAACAUAAAAUCUGUCGCUAGAGGUAAUAUUUCACGUUGCUCAAAACCUCUUAAAAGAGUAUCAGAUAUAAAUUACCCAUCGAUAAGUAUAGUUUUCGAGCAACAAACAGCAAGAAAAAUAGAAACGGUGGUUUAUCGUACUAUGACAAGUGUUCGGAACGAGACGAUGGAGUAUCAAGUUAGUGUAAGUGCACCUGAAACAGUGGAGGUUGUGGUGGUGCCAGAGAAAUUAAGGUUUGAGAGGAAGGGAGAUAAGAAAGGGUUUAUGGUUAGGGUUUCUGGUGACCGGAUUAUGUUGUCUCCGGGGAGCUCAAAGACUGUGUUUGGGUCCUUGACAUGGAAUCUCACCUCCACCAUCGUCUUCGUCUCUCUUCCCCAACUCCGAACUCACUCUGGUUCUGGUGUCCCUCAGGUUCAAUCCCACAACCCUGAAACCCUCCUUCUUAACGUGGUCCAGCGCCGGAAAGCCAUGCAGUUACGACUGAAGCGUUCGUUGCUCCGCAGGCCCACCAGCUCCUCCUCCUCCUCCCUUCCUCUUCACCACCUCUUCCUCCCUUUCACUUACUUCCUCUUCGUCCCUUCUUAA